Messenger RNA from Chenopodium quinoa (quinoa), 2325 nucleotides. Its product is annotated as glutamic acid-rich protein-like. The record is from RefSeq and is a predicted model, not a curated record. The transcript is spliced from 2 exons. The coding region runs from base 1441 to 1929 and encodes 162 amino acids. NCBI's taxonomy places the organism in Eukaryota, Viridiplantae, Streptophyta, Magnoliopsida, Caryophyllales, Amaranthaceae.
GGGAGGGAUCCGGUAAGAACCCCUCCUUAUAUAAGAACCCUAGUUAUAUAAGAACCAAUCUCAGCCGUAGGAUUAAGGUAAUUUAGACGGUUAAGAUUAAAACACGUAUUUUUCCUCAUACCCCCUACGGCCCUACCACCCGAUCAAAAUUUUCUCUCUCCUCUAACUUUCUCUCUCUUCGUGCUCAUCACAUUCUCUCUCUGAAAACCCCCAAAAAUCUCCAUAGAAAUUGCAAUUUGAAGGAUUUUCGACUCAGGUAUGUUUUUUUUUUUCGAUUUUGUUCAAAUUUCCAUGAACUUAGCAUGUUGUUCAAGUAGAUUUUGCGAUUUUUUGUUUUGAUUUUUGCGAUUUUAUGUUUUCCGAUUUUUUGAUUUGAUUUUGCGUUUUUUUUUUUUUAUUUUGUUCAAAUUUCCAUGAACUUAGCAUGUUGUUCAAGUAGAUUUUGCGAUUUUUUGUUUUGAUUUUUGCGAUUUUAUGUUUUCCGAUUUUUUGAUUUGAUUUUGCGUUUUUUUUUUUUGAUUUUGUUCAAAUUUCCAUGAACUUAGCAUGUUGUUCAAGUAGAUUUUGCGAUUUUUUGUUUUGAUUUUUGCGAUUUUAUGUUUUCCGAUAUUUUGAUUUGAUUUUAGGUUUUUAAUUGAAUUUUGAUUGUCAAUUUUGUGCUUUGUAACUGAAAUUGGUGGUAAGUUUCUGCUGGUAAUUAGAGUUUUGCGUUUUAAAUGAAUUUUGAUUGUCAGUUUUGUGCUUUGCAACUGAAAUUGGUCCUGAGUUUCAGUUGAUAUAUUAGAACCUUGCAUUUUAAAUGAAUCUUGAUUACCAGAUUUGUAAUUUGACAUAAAUUGCUUAUGAAAUUUUCCACUUGCUCUUUUUAUUUAUUUUUGGAUAUUUUACAAUUAGUUAUUUUCCCCCCCUUAGAAAAACUAUUCCAACCUGGAAAGUUAUUUUCAUCCACUUACAAACCAAGCUAAGGAAAAUUGGAAAAAUUAGUGAUUUUUUUGAAUUUUGAUUUCGAAAUUGGUGAUGUUGGUGCCAUUGCCCCUGUUUGUAGGGGUUGUGGUGUGGUGGUUGAUUUAUGCAGCAGCAGCUAAUUGGUUAGGGGUUGUGGGUAGUGAACUUGUGAUUGCAGGGCUGAAAAUAAACUUUAGAACAUAGGUAGAAAAAAUUUGGAACAUAGGAAAAAAUUAGAACAUAGGUUGAAAUAAUUUAGAACAUGGGCUGAAAAUAAACUCAAUCAAACCUUAUCAUGUUUCUGUUUCAUUUGUCUUUUAAAUUUCUAGUUUACUCAUUCUAUUUUGGGUUUUUCACUCUCCAGCAUGUUCUAAACUCUUUUUAAGCAUGUUCUAAACUAUUUUUCAGCAUAUUCUAAAUUAUUCCUAUGUUCAAAAAUAUAAUAAUAAUGUUGGAAUGUUAGUAAUGUUUUUGAUUUCUUAAUGUUGCAGUAAAAUGCAAGGCCAAAAUGAAGAAAAAUCAGAAGGAGGAGUUACUAAUAUACAAGAAGAAGAAAUUACUUAUGUAAGAAAAAGGAAAGUUGAAAACGUUGAAGCGGAAGUAAUUGAUAGAUCGGAAUUUGAGAAGCAUAUUGAAAGUAAAAGUGUUGCUAUAAGACAUAGAAAACUUCCAACAAGGCUUCAACCACCUCGAAAAUUGCAAAAAAAGGAAGGAAGAGAAAAAGAUCAAGAAGAAGGAAAAGAUCAAAAAAAAGAAGAGGGUAAUAAUGUUGAGGAUGAUGACGAGAAUAAUGAUAGUGAAGAUGAUGGUGAGGAUGAUAAUAAGGGUGAUGUAAAGAUGAAAGAGAAAGAUGAAAAAGAGGAGAUGGAAGAUGAUAGUGAGGAGGAACAAAAAAUCAAUAAAAAAAAUCAACCUCAGGUAAUAAUACUCUUUAAUCUUUACAAUCUUUAUUUUUAUGUUCUAAAGUGCAUGCUUAUGUUCUAAUUUUGCUUAUCUAUGUUCUAAUUAUGUUUAUCUAUUCAUGGUGAGGAUGUGAAGAAGAAGAAAAGAAAGAUUGAAAAAGAAGAAGAUGGUGAGGAUGUCCAAGUAGUAGAAGCUAAUGAGCAAGAUAAACUAGUUAAGAGGCAACCUUAUCAAAGAGUACCUCCUACUCAAUUCAUGAAGGAUGUGUUGAUAAAUCUUUCGGAAAAACAAAAGCAAGCUAUUCGGAACAUUGGUUUUGGAGGCUUUUUGGAAUUGGAUUUACCAAUCCAUAUUAAUUCUAUGUAAGUAGUAGAAUGUUAUGUUCUAAAAUCAUAUUCUAAAAUCAUAAGUAUUAUCAAUGUUAUGUUCAAAAUUAUGAUUUGUCAUGUUUGAAUUGCUAUACACUAAUGUUCUAAA